AUGGCCACCGGAGAAUUUACAGCCAAGGAAAUUGCCAUCCAAGAUCUUGAAAACCUCGUUAAUACUUUGGGGUUCUCCAAUUGCUUCAAAAAAGGCAAAGGCUUCUAUGAAAAUGAAGUAACGCAAUAUGCCACUUCCUCUUAUGAAUACGUUCGCACGUUGCCAGCGUUGAUCCUGAAGCCCCGAAACAAACAGGACAUUGCCACUAUUUUGGAAUACGCUACCAAGAGGAAAAUUGGUGUAUCGGUUCGUACAGGAGGACAUCAAUACAGCGGAGCUUCAUCUUGCACCGCUCCAAAUAUUCAAAUGGACUUGUCAGAAACUUUCAAAGGUCCCGAUGACCGAACACUCUUGAGAAAGCAGGGUCGCCUUCACACGAGCGUCAGUUGGUCUCUGAAGGAAUUCACUGAUUUUUGCGCCGAAAACCGAAUUUUCGCUCCUCACGGACAAUGCAUUGCUGUUCACCUCGGAGGACACGUUCAAACCGGCGGUUACGGGCAACUCGGUCGCAGCUUCGGGCUACUUGCGGAUCAUGUCCUUGAGAUUGACAUUGUGGAUUAUGAGGGAAUCCCUAGAAGGCUUGUUCACGACAGCCCCAACGAGGCUGAACGAGAUCUAUUUAAUGCCAUCCUUGGAGGAAGCCCAGGAAACUUUGGUGUAGUCACUCACUUUACAAUCAAGGUUCACAAGGACGAAGAUUAUGAAGGAUCCAUUGGCAUGAAGUGCUUAUACCCGUACAGUCGUGACAGGGCCGAGAAGCUGCUCGACCUUGUGGCAAAGAUGUCAGACGGUUUGGACUCCGAAGGAAAUGAGAUGGUCCUUGCUCGUAAUUAUGAUGUUUGCCUUAACGUCGUUAGUUCUGGAAACGAGUUCGCCGCACUUUUCCCCGGUAAAGCUAAAUCACUGAGGGACUUUUACAACAAUCAUGAUGACCUUCCAAACAUUGACCCUAACUUGCCGCAAUAUCCUAAAUUGAUUUACGUUUGGGCGCAAUGGGUCAAGCUAAAGGAUACCGAUGUAUUCGACGAGAAGCUUUGGUUCGAUAAACUAUCUGACGGUUGCAUUGACUCAAUCAGCAUAAACCAUAAGGAGUUGAUGUCAUAUCCUAUGUCUUACAUGACAGGCAGUUGGUGGAUUUUAGAUGCUGUUCGCGAGUACCCAUAUCCAUAUAUCAAGAGUACCCGCAUGAGCGACAAGACGGAUCUGAGCAAGUCCGGAUGGCCUAAGUGGCUAGCUCAACGCAUUGAUAAAAUUGUGGCGCCAGAAAAUAACGGUCUCUUUGUAUGUGCUCAAAUCCAACCUUUUGGCGGUCCUGAAUCGAAGACGGUCAAGAACGCAAACAACGGAACUUCAUAUAGUUGGAGAAACUCGACCAUAACCUGUACUCUUGAUUGCUUCUACAAUUUCAAACACGACAAGAAGCAGGAGGCGGAACAGUGGCAGAAGGAAAAUGAGGAGGGAGCCAUUGGGGAGAAUGGGGUCUUUAGCACCAAGGAUAUGCGUCCCUUAUGGGGGUCUUUCGGUGAAUAUGACUUCUCAAAAAUUUGGGACGCGUAUCAUGACAGCCAGGAAAAGUACGACAAGCUACGCAGACUGAGAAAGAUCCAUGAUCCAACUGGGGUAUUCACACCAAACACAUUCUGCGUCCCGCGUGAAGGAGAAGACACCAAGGACCUUCUGGCAGAGAGAGUAAAACAGCAGGCUCUUCUUAGUUAA
This is a messenger RNA of Sclerotinia sclerotiorum 1980 UF-70, 1716 nucleotides long. RefSeq lists its product as hypothetical. Lineage: Eukaryota; Fungi; Ascomycota; Leotiomycetes; Helotiales; Sclerotiniaceae. The transcript has 2 exons. Gene Ontology annotation, molecular function: FAD binding. The record is from RefSeq and is a predicted model, not a curated record. Bases 1 to 1716 code for a protein of 571 amino acids.